UUUUUUGACAUCUCAUCUGAAGUUUCAAUAUUUUCGAGUUUUGUGUGUUUAUUAUUACGUUUACAACAGAAUAUUCUGAUAAAAGUCAACAAAGAGCCAACUAAUUUCCACAUUAUGGAUGACAACAGCAACAAGCGUCAAACGCGGUCAAUGAUGCACUCAAUGGCUGAACAUGAGAUUGAAAUGAUGCAUCAAAUGAUGUCCGUGCCGCCACCAAAUCCACCCGGUGUGUCUCCAAAUAUUCCACCGACGCGAGUUAUGCCACCUCCACCGUUACUGCCGACACUGCCACCGAUAAAUGCUAUGCCCAAUCCGAAUUGGAGCGACGACAUACCAGCAUCAGCGGACAAUGGAAAUGCAAACGAGUUGCCAUCGUUGAUGUCAAUGAAGGUGGACAAGCCCGAUGAUAUGAAAAGCAAAAGUCCCAGCGAAGUGAUACUUCCCAAGGCUUUGGAAGAUGUAUUCGCCUUUAAGGAUCAACUGGCUGGUGAGUUGGGCCGCACGGAUGGUGAACUGCCAAUUGAUGUGACGGAAAAGAGUCAAAAAAAUCAGCAAGGAGUCAUCAGCACCGAAUAUGGCGACGUGGAUGGUGAUUCGGAUGAUGAUGAUCUGCAAACGGUAGAACAAGUUACGUCCACUGUGCAAGGUCGAUUGGAUAAGAAUAAGAAAAAGAAGCGGCGUAAGAAGCAAAAUCGACAAAAGCGUCAAGCCACACAGCGUGAUAGCGACGAUAAACGAUUCGAUAAAGUAGCUGAGAGCGACCAAGAGAAAAAUGGUUCCACUGAGGAUGUGGCCAUCGAAUACGUUCCGGACAAGAUAACGGUAGCUGAAUUGGCUCCGAUGUAUCGUCAAUUCUAUCGUGUUUUCGAAAUCUUCAAACUUGAGGACAAACCGUCAGCACAGCAGCUUGCAGCGGCUGCAUUAGAUGAAAAGAACAAUCAAAUCAAAAAGGACAAAGAGAAGGCAAUCGAUGACGACGACAUCGAAAUGGACGAGGAGAAGAAGGAAGACAAGGAGAAAUUGUCGAAGAGGAAACUGAAGAAGUUGACCCGGCUUAGUGUUGCCGAAUUGAAGCAGCUGGUAAAUCGGCCGGAUGUCGUUGAAAUGCAUGACGUUACCGCACGCGAUCCGAAAUUAUUGGUCCAAUUGAAGGCACAUCGAAACACCGUUCAGGUGCCGCGCCAUUGGUGCUUCAAACGGAAAUAUUUGCAAGGGAAACGAGGUAUCGAGAAGCCACCGUUCGAUUUGCCGGCAUUUAUAAAGAAAACUGGCAUUAUGGAGAUGCGAGCGUCGUUGCAGGAAAAGGAUGAAGCGAAGACGUUGAAGGCAAAGAUGAGAGAACGAGCUAGACCGAAAAUGGGAAAAAUUGACAUUGACUACCAGAAAUUGCACGACGCAUUCUUUAAAUGGCAAACUAAACCGAGGAUGACCAUCCACGGCGAUUUGUAUUACGAGGGAAAGGAGUUCGAGACAAGAUUGAAAGAGAAGAAACCAGGAGACUUGUCCGAAGAGCUGCGCACUGCAUUGGGCAUGCCGAUCGGACCGAAUUGUCACAAGAUUCCACCACCAUGGUUGAUCGCACAACAGCGAUAUGGACCGCCGCCCAGUUAUCCAAAUUUGAAAAUUCCCGGCUUAAAUGCUCCAAUACCGGAAGGCACUUCAUUCGGAUAUCAUGCAGGCGGUUGGGGUAAGCCACCUGUUGACGAAAAAGGAAAACCGUUGUACGGUGACGUAUUCGGAACGAGUUCAAUGGAUCCAGAUAGCGGAGUCGAGGAAGGUGACAUUGAUCGCAAUAUGUGGGGUGAACUGGAAUCGGAAUCCGAAGAAUCAUCCGAAGAAGAAGAGGAGGAGGGUGAAGAUUUGGGUGAUGCAACUGAUGAAAGUGGAUUGGUGACACCAGCCGAAGGAUUGGUAACACCAUCUGGAUUGACUAGUAUUCCGGCUGGAAUGGAAACGCCCGACACCAUCGAAUUGAGAAAGAAGAAGAUCGAAAACGAAAUGGAAGACAAUGAAACGCCAGUAUUGUACCAAGUGCUACCCGAAAAACGUACCGAUCGUAUCGGUGCUUCGAUGAUGGGCUCAACGCAUGUGUACGACAUGACGACUGCUGCCGGCAAAGCAGCAAAUGCGAAUCUUACCACACAUCGCGGAGGAGCGCCCAUCGAUCGUGAAGGUAUGGUCGAAUUGGCGCUGGAUCCAUCCGAAUUGGACAUGGACAAUGAUGCAAUGGCCCAACGAUACGAACAACAAAUGCGAGAGCAACAGAGUCACCUUCAGAAGGAAGAUCUGUCGGAUAUGUUGGCUGAGCAUGUGGCCAGACAGAAAUCGAAACGUAAGCGACAGCAGGGAACCGAUCCGUCGUCGAAGCAGACAAAGAAAUACAAAGAAUUUAAGUUUUAAGUGCGCACGUUCGGAUCGAGUUUGGGUUGAGUACAGUGUUUGGAUGUGUGACAUUAACCUCAUUACUAUUAAAGCGGUCGAUUCUCUUUUUGAAUUGAAAACGAUGGUUUUUGUGUUCCCGACCGCCAUGGAAAAUGCAAAUUUUAAUUUUUAA
Molecule: messenger RNA, 2554 nt
Organism: Bradysia coprophila
Lineage: Eukaryota; Metazoa; Arthropoda; Insecta; Diptera; Sciaridae
Gene: Sf3b2
Product: splicing factor 3b subunit 2
Cellular component (GO): U12-type spliceosomal complex; nucleus
Source: RefSeq, a predicted model, not a curated record